AUGGAUUCUCCACUUCCGUCAACUAUCGAUCCGAGGCUUCUCAAUCCUCGUUCACUUGAUUUAACCAAUCACCCGAACGAAAGAUUAGAGCAAGCAAUUCUACCACCAUUUUCUCUCCAUAGCAUUGCGGUAUCUGGUUUGGGUUAUCACGAUCAUACUGCAACGUUCCCAGCUCAUGUAUACCCAUCUAAUCCUCCUUUAGAUGAUAUCACCGUUUCAAGAUUAGUUGAUUCACCUUUCCAUCCACUGAGAAGGGAAGGUACGACUUGGUUAACUGAAGAUUGGAAACUUCUUCCUCUAUUACCACAACCACCUCGAAUUACUUAUCAUUCCACCUUCCCACCACAUCCCUUCACGUCCCAACGAACGUAUACCGAGCAGCGCACGUCGAUCAAUCACCAUACCACUUUCAACAUCGCUGAUUGCGAUAAAGAACCAGGUUCAAACUCUAUUUCUUCAUUAGGACAAUUCGCCACCCUUCCUCCACCACCGCCUUUCCCUUCGCCUUUGCCUCUUGAUUCUCAGCAGGUCCCACACCUAUUGAGGGGAUCAACUAUUCGAAGAUCGCAGACAUUCCCUCUCAACAAGAUGGAUGCUGCUGUAGAAGAAGAUGAUCAGCUACGGUAUGUGGUAUCAUCAGAAAGAGAUCAAUCCUUCGGUGUCGCAUCGGAGGGGUACGAUUGUAAGCAGACUGAAGAAGACAUGGGUUGUCGGUUCCAACAAUAUCCACUUGGUCCACCUAUUAAUAUUGUAGGGCCUGCUUGUCACGAUCGUGGUCCUAUGAUGUGGAAUCUUGCUGAAGGUAAUCGCCUCUUAGUCGACGAUGUUCUGCCUUCUCCCUCUUCAAAUACUGAAGAUGAUUUGAUUUCUCAUGAUUCACCUGAGGAUGAAGAUGAAGAGCAAGAAGAAGAACCACUCGAGAUUGAGCUAUCCCAGUCAGCUUCUUCUGCUGAUCAACCUCAUUCCGCGCCUAAUGACACCAAGUCAACGAAGACAAUAGUGGUUUCACUGGAAGCGAUGACUGAAGAAGACACUGAACCAGAAGAUGAAAAGAAAAUCACUAAUCCAAUCAAGCGACCUCUGUCAAGACCAAAGUUGAACUUCUAUAUCCCAAAGUCGAUCCGUCCAAAUCUUUCAUCUGAUUAUAGUGUCGAUCAAAUUUCAACUGGUGAGAAAAUCAAUGUGCCACAAUCACCUUUCUCCCAAGCUCUGAAUGGUAAAUACUCAACACGAUCUUCUACUCUAGACUCGAAAUUACAUUUAGAAUGCAAGUCAAUCAGUAGAAACAAGAAGCAGGGUUCGGGAAAUAAGAAUAAAUAUAAGAAUUUCAAUACUUCUAACACGAAUGCAAGGACUGGAAGUGGGAGUCCUAGUGGCAACAACGGUGGGAAAGUACCAACAGGAGACUUCCUCUUCAGACUUCUUAGGAUGCUGGCGUAUAAUAAAUACCCUGGUUUUGUAAUUCUGAAAGGCAGAUAUGCCUUCAUACCCGACACAGAAGCCUUUGCGAAAGUCGUUUAUUGGAACAAUUCGAAAAGUGAUGAGUGGAAGUCAUUCCAACGAAAUCUGAACAAUUACCAGAAGUAUUGGGGUUUCGAGAGGAAAGCAAUUGAAAAUUCACAGCUGAAAUCACAACGAAUCAAAAUUCCUACACUUCGACACGUAAUCAAACAAUGGAGGAGGUAUGGUUUCAGUGAAAACGAAUUGCAAUUCCGCCUCAAGGAACUGGAGGAGUGGAAACAGACAGAGCCAAAAAUCACUUUGGAGGACUGGAAAAAGACAUCGCUUACAAAGACUUCUCCCUCCAGCGUCAAGAUGCCGUCUGUCAACUCGAGAAACAAAGGGAAGAAACAUGUCCCAGCCGUCAAAGCGGAGAGAACAGACAGGAUUAAGGCGAAUGCAAAGGUUGAAGGACAUAAAGUGGAAGAAGAGGUGGACGAACCGUACUCUGAGAAAGGAGAUUCCAGUUUUCCUCAAAUUAAUUCCAAUGAUACACAAAGUGAUUCUGAUAUCGAGGUUCCUUUACGUAAAGUUCAAGAACGAAGGAUCAGUAGCGAAGAGAACAUUCAUCUUAAACUAACUCUCGGUGGUCAACAACUUCCAAUUACGCCCGUCAAGAGCAAAGCAUCCAAAAGGACAUUUGCGACCAUGGCUGAGUCCCCCGAGAAUGGUAAGCACAUCGUCCUAGUCGCGUUUAAGCUGUUGAAUCAAUUUGUCCUCGUCCAAUUAGAAAUCGAUUAUCCGAACGAAGCAUUCACGCCUUCACCUACUUUCUCUGAACCUCUUAUCACCCCUCACACUGCCGUAUUCCCGCCAGUCAAGAUGCCUCGCAACUCAAAUUAUCAUGUUCGUACUCACGAGUCAUCGUUCCGCAAGGUAUCCCCAGAAGAAUCUAUCCCUCCUAUAUCAAGGGGCCAGGAGGUGGAGGAAAUCUUCGGUCCAGUGGUUGAUGGUGUAUUGGAAUAUGAAGGAAAGGAUAGAGGGAUGAUGUGA
Molecule: messenger RNA, 2493 nt
Organism: Kwoniella shivajii
Lineage: Eukaryota; Fungi; Basidiomycota; Tremellomycetes; Tremellales; Cryptococcaceae
Exons: 7
Coding region: 1-2493 (830 amino acids)
Source: RefSeq, a predicted model, not a curated record